Megalobrama amblycephala (Wuchang bream) is the source of this 3742-nucleotide messenger RNA. Its product is annotated as RNA-binding protein Musashi homolog 1. Bases 239 to 1432 code for a protein of 397 amino acids. NCBI's taxonomy places the organism in Eukaryota, Metazoa, Chordata, Actinopteri, Cypriniformes, Xenocyprididae. Gene Ontology annotation, molecular function: RNA binding. Gene Ontology annotation, cellular component: cytoplasm. The record is from RefSeq and is a predicted model, not a curated record. The transcript has 16 exons.
AGCUGCUGAUGAAAGCGGGCGGGGGCGGGGUCAGGGAGAGAGAGAGGGCGGAGCAGACGACGAGAGUCCGGGAAAAGUCAAACGGGAGGCGGUGCCUCCGUGUGUGCGCAAACCACGCUUGGCCCGUCCUCCUCCAGACGGGUCCCUCCCUCCCCCACCCCCUCGGGCCACCCGCUCUUGAGUUGGAGACUCCUGGCUCCCGUUCGGCUCACAGUCCGGGCAACAGAGGGACACGGGAAUGGACACAGAAGGGAGUCAGAGCAGCCUGUCGUCCUCCACGCAGGACUCCCCGCACGACCCCUGCAAAAUGUUCAUCGGCGGGCUGAGCUGGCAGACGACACAAGAGGGACUGAAGGAAUACUUUUGUAAAUUCGGCGAGGUGAAGGAGUGUAUGGUGAUGCGGGAUCCGGUUACGAAGCGGUCGAGGGGGUUUGGAUUUGUCACCUAUGUAGACCAGACCGGAGUGGAUAAAGUUUUGGCCCAAAACAGACACGAGUUGGAUUCAAAAACACUCCGAGCAGAGAUUGGAUGGUGGGAUAGGCUUUGCCUGCCCUCAGGCCUGAAAAGAGGAUUGUUUGGAAACAGAUCUGUUCCAGUAACCUGUUGGGACGAGGUUUGGGAUCAGAAGAUUGACCCUAAGGUGGCCUUCCCACGUAGAGCUCAGCCGAAGCUGGUAACAAGAACAAAGAAGAUCUUUGUUGGAGGGCUGUCUGUCAACACCACCAUCGAAGAUGUGAAACAGUAUUUCGAUCAGUUCGGAAAGGUUGAUGACGCGAUGCUAAUGUUUGACAAAACCACCAACAGGCACAGAGGUUUUGGCUUUGUGACCUUUGAGAACGAAGACGUGGUGGAAAAGGUCUGCGAGAUCCACUUUCAUGAGAUCAACAACAAGAUGGUGGAGUGCAAAAAGGCUCAGCCGAAGGAAGUGAUGUCACCGACAGGUACGGCGCGAGGCCGCUCCAGAGUGAUGCCCUACGGGAUGGACGCCUUCAUGCUGGGUAUCGGCAUGCUGGGUUACCCAGGGUUCCAAGCGGCCACCUACGCCAGUCGUGGCUACACAGGAAUCACACCAGGAUACACAUACCAGUUUCCAGAAUUCCAUUUAGAGCGGACACCCCUUCUGACUUCCUCUCACCCGCAAGAGAUCACAGGAAGUGUCUCUCUCUGUCCCGCAGCCAUUCCACUGACUGCCUACGGACCAAUGGCAGCGGCCGCAGCUGCAGCGGUGGUCAGAGGUUCCACCCCGUCACGUACCGCUGGCUUCCUGGGCACCAGCAGUCCUGGGCCAAUGGCAGAGCUUUAUGCAGCAGCCAAUCAGGAUUCAGCAGUCAGCAGCUAUAUCAGCGCGGCAAGCCCCGCCCCCAGCACAGGGUUCGGACAUGGACUCGGGGGCCCUUUGAUUGCAACUGCCUUUACCAAUGGCUACCACUGAGGGGCGUCCUAUCAGCAUCCAGCACGGGAUGAAGACACUCACGAGCUUGUGAACCUCGAACGCUGCUGACCACGUGACGUGCUUAUGGGACGAACCCCACGGGCGGCUGCGCUCCCUCCUGACUCCACUCUGGAGUUUCCAUCUUUUCUUUCUCUCCAUUCUCUACUAACAUCACUUUUUGUUUUCCCCAUCCCGUAUUUUCUUCCUGACGUAUCCUGUUUAUCAGCGACUCGUGUAUGAUAUGCUGCCGUCUGUCUUUUGAAAGAAAAAAAAAAUGAAGAAAAAAAAAAAAACAAUAUUGUUUGAUUGUACAUGCGGAAACACGCAAGGAAUUCCGUUUCUCCGGAUUUUAUUUGACACGUUUUUUCUGCAUUUGUUACGAUGUUUCUGCUGACUGUGUUUUUAUGUUUUUACUGUACUCAUGCUGUAACAGAUGAUGUCGAGAAAGACAGAGAGAGAGAGAGAGAGAGAGAGAAAGAAGGAGCAACGAAACUGGAAAAAAGUUCAGGAUUUGUUUUCUUUGAUGUUUACUAAGCAUUACGGUUUCAAACAAAUCCAAACGAACGCCGAACAAAUACAUGAGAAUGAAUCAAAUUCACAAAAACAAAACGACAGGACAAAAAUGUAUAUUUUGGUAGUUUUUACACAGCAUUUAUAAUGCUGUGAGCUGAAUCGGUUUGAUAUUUUUUCCUCAAAAUUGGUUUUUAUAUGAGAAUCAAUGGGCCUCGUUUAUGAAUUUCCCGCGUGAAUCGUUCGUUAAAUCGUUCGACAUUUUUAGAUUCACACAGAAAUUCGCUCUGCUCGUGCUGAGGCUCGUUGUUCAGCUUCUUUUUGUAGAUACUGUAUAUAUUGCAUGGAUUUUGGGGGGGUUCAGAUUGAACGACGGACUGGGGGGCGCGGGAGGGUGAGGGUCCUUUACGGUUUUUUAACAUGCAAACGUCUUUCUUCACAUUGAAUCUUGUAUUUCUGAGACUAGUAUCAUGACCAAGUUGGACUGAUGUGGGUCUUUGGUUGUGCUUCUCUCACUUCCUACUCCAUUUUUACUGCAAACUUCUCUAAGAUAAAUGUUUUGAUGCUCUUUCGGAACAAAAUUUUCAGUCGGAGCUUUCGGUCGCACAAAGCGCUUGAGGUUUCGGACACCACCUUUUCGAUGUUUGCCGUCACGUAUUGGCCGUCAAACCACAUUAGAUUGCAUUUUCCAAAAAGAGCAAAUGAUUUGGUCCCAUUUUAGGGAAGAGGAAAGGCGGUCUUAACCGGUUUAGUAGCCUCAUUUGGAAGGGCACGGCUGCUAGGCUUUCUUCAUGCUGUUUUUGGAAAUAUAUAUUAUAUAUAUGAUUUUGUUGCGCAGUGUACUUCUUUCAGUGUACUUUCCCUCUCCUUUUCCUUUGUUUUUGAUGGUACACUGCUGUUUUUAAAGAAAUGAAGGACACAUUUACAAAGCAAAGGAGUCUGAGCGCUGUUACAUCUCCGUUUCUAUCCUGUCGUGUUUUUUUUCUGGUUGUGCGUGGAUGUGCGUGUGUGACGGAGAGAGUGUAAGUUGAUGUGCACAGCGUAGACUGAAGUAUGGAUGUACACGUAGCUAGUUUACAUGCAUUCAACUGCCACCUUUAAAACUGUCUCGUCUCUGCCGGUAAUGGAGGAGGCCGUCUGUGACAUCACGGCUCUAAUGGAGGCCUUCUGGGAAAAUGAAAUUGCAGUCGAUUAAUAAUACGCAUCCAGAGUGAUUUAAGUCGGCAACAUUGAUGAUUUGAUAAUUGAUUUCUACUUAUUUGCGUUAAUAUUCAGUCUUCCGUUUGACACGUGUAGCCUCUUUUUGGAGCAGUGGUCACUGUGACGACCAAAACUCCAGCUGACAGGGACGCCUCACAAAACUACUGCACGGCACACACUGUAACUAUUUAACCAACGAAAAGCAAUAAGUUAUUUUUAAACUCAAGUAAUAACGAACGCCGUUAGCGGUGGUACGAAUACGACGGCGAUUAUGUGGCAUUAAGAAUUAUUUUUCAGAAAAAAGCUAUAUUUUUCAAGAUCCGUUUUAACCCCUUGAAAGUUUCUGAGAUUUUUACAGUACAUGUUACGAUGCCUGUUUGUUUGGAUGAUUUGUAAAAGGGGCGGGGCUUGGGGAUCAGCAGCAGAACUGGAAAGCAUCAGUGGGCGUGGCUCCGUCCCGUUGCUGCGGAGCUGUAUGUCAACACUGUGACCUGAUGCUCAAAUACGCUGGUCCGCUGUCCCUUUACUGUAUUUUUUUAAUUUUCACCUCUGGAAAUUUUCAAAUAAAAAGAUCCUAAUAAAUUAUUUUAAAACAUUCCA